Molecule: messenger RNA, 672 nt
Organism: Ilex paraguariensis (yerba mate)
Lineage: Eukaryota; Viridiplantae; Streptophyta; Magnoliopsida; Aquifoliales; Aquifoliaceae
Source: the annotation of a GenBank genome assembly
AUGGCUAAUAACGAGUCAGAAGGUAUCAUCGCCACGGCCAUAGCUAUUGAUAAAGAUAAGAACAGCCACCAUGGUGUGAAAUGGGCCUUGGAAAACCGCCUGAAGAGGAACGGUCAGGUCAUCCUCGUCCAUGUACAGACCCAACAGAGCAUGCAAACCCAGGGUGCUGUCCCUAAAGAAGGUCGCGCACCAACAGAAGUGGAAUUGCAGCAAUUCUUCCUUCCUUAUCGUGGAAUUUGUGCUCGAAAAGGGGUUCGACCAAAAGAGGUGGUCCUCCAUGGCCUUGAUGUUGCAAAUGCACUGACUGAGUUUAUCAAUAACAAUUCCAUCACCACUCUUGUGGUAGGUGCUUCAAGCCGCAGCACCCUAAUGAGGGCAUUUAAAAUCGCAGAUGUGUCAAUUACCUUAGGAAGAUCUGCUCCAGACUUUUGUUCGGUGUAUGCUGUAUCAAAGGGAAAAGUUCAGAAUGUCAAGUCGGCCAGCCGACCCCCUACUCCUAGUACAGCUAGUUCCGGAAAACAGUCUCAAACAGGACCUUCAUCCGACACCCCAGGCUCUGAUGAUUUCAAAAGGCGAGUCACGAAAUUUCAUAACAUAAUCUUCAUAAUGUGUUGGCAGAGCUGCAUGUUUUUCAGACCAAUUACUGUAACAUCUCAUGUUUUGUCAUCUUAA